Homalodisca vitripennis (glassy-winged sharpshooter) is the source of this 3187-nucleotide messenger RNA. RefSeq names its product probable glutamine--tRNA ligase (gene GlnRS). NCBI's taxonomy places the organism in Eukaryota, Metazoa, Arthropoda, Insecta, Hemiptera, Cicadellidae. The record is from RefSeq and is a predicted model, not a curated record. Gene Ontology annotation, biological process: glutaminyl-tRNA aminoacylation; translation. Gene Ontology annotation, molecular function: ATP binding; glutamine-tRNA ligase activity. Gene Ontology annotation, cellular component: aminoacyl-tRNA synthetase multienzyme complex; cytosol; cytoplasm.
AAAAAUAUACUUGCAAAGACAAUUUAUAAAACAUUUGUUCAUGAAGUCAGUAUAUCUCCAAUAAUGGUUUAAGGUUUCAGGAGAGGUAUCUACUGCCAAAAACUUUUUAGAAAUGGCCUCAAAUCUUCUAGAAUAGUCUGUGAUAAAGGAAAAAUACCAGUUAUGUGUUGUAUUGAAAACAUUACCUGUACUUUUACUGUUUUAUUUAAGAGUAUUCCUUUCAAAUAUUGCUUUAUUUGUUUCAGAUUUCUUCAUAUGUUCCUACUAAUCUUCUCCGCAAAUUUUUAAUGACAAAGGGAACAUCUUAAUAGGAGCAAAAUGUCUGACCUAUUGGAAUUGUUUAUAUCUAUUGGAUUAAAGGAACAAAAAGCCAAGGAAACUUUAAAAAAUCCUACAGUUUCAUCGAAUCUAAAAAUAUGUAUUGAUGAAGCACGCAAGAUUCAAGAUGUGAAUUCCGAGGAUGGAAUUUUACUAUAUCACCUGGCCUCAAAAGUAAAACCUCAAGUUACUCAACAUUUACCAUCUGUUAGUUGAAUGGAUAAUGACAAAAAUAAAUUGACUUCGCAACAGAGGUUGGAUGCUGCCUUAGAGUAUUUAUUAUCAAAUGCUGCUGGUAAUUUCAAUGUAGAUGCCUUUAAAGAAGCAAGUGGAGUAGGAAUAAAUGUAAGUCCUGAAGAAAUCGAAGAUACAGUAGAAAAUGUUAUAAAUAACUACAAGAACGAAUUAAUGGAGAAACGGUACAGAUUCAACCCUGGAAUAAUAAUGCAGGCAGUUAAUUCCAAACUGAAAUGGGCUGACGGUAAAGCUGUGAAAAAUGAAGUAGAUCUGCAAAUACUGGAUUUACUUGGACCUAAAACUGAAGAAGAUUUGACUCCUGCCAAAAAAGGUGGAAAGAAUAUUAUUAAAGUCAAGACUGAGAAGAAAGUAGAAAAAGAGAAACCUGUUAAGGAUGUCGAACAAAAUGGCAUUGAUAAUGAAGGUGUGGUUUCUAUAACUGAUGUUUUAAGUAAAGUUAAUUUUCACAGUCCUGGGGAAAAACUACAAAACAGAUUGGGUAUGUUGUUACUCCAAAUACAAUGAAGCAUUAUGCAAGAGCAUUUAAAAAUCACUGGUGGCCAAGUAAGAACUAGGUUUCCUCCAGAACCAAAUGGAAUUCUUCACAUAGGUCAUGCAAAAGCAAUAAAUAUAAAUUUUGGUUAUGCAGCGGUGAACAAUGGUGUAUGCUUCCUCAGAUAUGAUGAUACUAAUCCGGAAAAGGAAGAAGAAAAGUUUUUCAUUGGCAUUAGAGAUAUGGUUGAGUGGCUGGGCUACAAACCUUUCAAAAUUACACAUUCAUCUGAUUACUUUGAUCAGCUUUAUGAAUGGGCAAUUGUUCUAAUCAAGAAGGGGUUAGCCUAAGUGUGUCAUCAAAAAGCAGAAGACAUAAAAGGCUUCAAUCCACCUCCUUCUCCCUGGGAGAACCGCCCAAUUAAUGAAAACCUUCAGCUGUUUGAAGAUAUGAAAAAUGGAAAGAUCGAUGAAGGAAAGGCAACUUUGAGGAUGAAAGUCACAUUAGAGGAAGGAAAAACAGGACCCUUUGCUUACAGAAUAAAGUUUCUUCCUCAUCACCGGACAGGGGAUAAGUGGUGCAUAUAUCCCACUUAUGAUUACACUCAUUGUCUGUGCGAUUCAAUUGAACAUAUCACUCACUCACUGUGUACCAAGGAAUUCCAAAACCGACGAUCAUCUUACAACUGGCUUUGCAAUGCUUUAGACAUUAAUUGUCCUGUUCAAUGGGAAUAUGGUCGACUAAACAUGACUAACUAUACGGUUGUGUCCAAAAGGAAAAUCGCCAAACUAAUCACUGAGAAAAUAGUUCGUGAUUGGGAUGACCCAAGGUUAUUCACUCUGACAGCAUUGAGGCGCAGAGGAUUUCCUGCAGAAGCCAUAAAUAGUUUCUGUGCUCGGAUGGGUGUGACUGGAGCCCAGUCAAUUGUAGAUCCCAUGAUGCUUGAGGCUUCAGUGCGAGACAUCCUCAAUGAGACGGCUCCCAGAGUCAUGGUUGUUCUCAACCCGUUAAAGCUUACUAUCUUAAAGGCUGGUACGAGUUCAAGUGUUUCUGUUCCAGAUUUCCCUAACGAUCCUAGCAAAGGUUCUCAUGAAGUGAAAUUAGACAGUGUUGUGUACAUAGAUGGAUCUGAUUUUAAAGAAAGUCCAGAAAAGGGAUUCCGUCGCUUAGCUCCAAAUCAAACGGUUGGCCUUAAACAUGCAGGGCUUGUUAUUACUGUAGUCGAAGUUGUUUAAAAACUCUUAGUGGCUGUGUAUCUGAACUGAAGGUGACUGCUGAAACCUGUUUUCCAAACCAAUAAACCAAAAGCUUUCAUACAAUGGGUUUCUGUUCCCAUUACCAUUGAAGUACGUCUCUAUGAAAGAUUAUUCAAUCAUAAGAAUCCAGAAGAUACGACUGCAGUGCCUAAUGGAUUCCUGUCUGAUGUAAAUCCUAACUCUUUGAAGGUUGAGCAGGCUUUUGCUGACCAGUCACUUCUGUCUGUGAAACCAUUGGAUAAAUUCCAGUUUGAAAGAAUAGGAUUCUUUACAGUUGAUCCAGACUCCACAUCUAGUAAAUUGGUAUUCAAUAGAAUCGUUACACUCAAAGAAGAUGCUGGAAAAUGCUAGUACUAUCUAUGUAGAUUAUAUUUUCCAGAUUUUUAAUUAAAAUUUGUUUACACUAAAAGUGUUUGUUUAUUUCAUAAACAUUUAGUUAUAUCUCAUUUACCUAAUAGUGUAAAACAUAGAAAUCACUCAGUUUUCAAUAGUUUAUUAACUAACGCUUGUUUAGUUUCAAAUAAAAUUCGUGGAACCUUAUAUAAGAAUAAAUAGUGCGGUCAGGUUUGCUUUAUUAGUUUUAAAUUAUUUUCAUUAUACAACAAAAAUUAAAAUGUAUUCAGUUUUUUAUGAUUUUGUUUUUAUGUGUCACUUCAUUUUAAAGACUUGAUUUUUAUACUAACUUGAAUGAUGUUUUAUAAUUUAACAUCUAGUUUGGUUUUGAUAUUGUAGAACAUUAGUGUUUUAUUGCUGGUUUUUAUUGUAACUAAAAUAUAAAACUUUGCUUUUAUAGAGAGUACUUACUUUUUUUGGGAAGAAACUGUACAGUUUUUUAAAUGGAUUGAUAUUUUCAUAAUGUUUAAUAAAUUAUUUGGACUAUUAA